AUGGUCAAAAAACGGGAUGAGGGUAAAAACCCAAAGCUAAAAAUGAAGCCAAAUUAUGGACCUGUCAAGAACAGACAUACCUUCAGGGGUUCAAAUCACAGUAUGAAUCCAGACCGACCAAGAGAUGCGCAAAGCACACAUCUCCGCUCCAAAGCCACAAUUAAUCGUUUGCGAAUGUACAAAAGUUUCAAACCAAUCAGGGACAAGGAUGGCACAAUUCUGAAAGCAGCUCCUUUCCAAAGUUGGUUAAAGUCCGGUACUGUUGCGCGGGUUGAACCAAAUAGGAAAUGGUUCGGCAAUACAAGAAUAGUCGGUCAGGAUCAGUUGCAGAAGUUCCAGGAGAAUCUGGGAAAAGUUAUGCGUGAUCCUUUCCAGGUAGUUAUGAAACAAACGAAGCUUCCCAUCAGCCUGCUGCAGGAAAAGGCCAAACAACAGCGUGUACAUGUGACGGAUACGGAGUCCUUCGAGUACACUUUCGGAAAGAAAGCUCUGAGGAAAAAGGCGAAAUUAUCUUCUGACAGCCUUGAGGAUAUGACGAAGUCAAUUGAACUACGUAGUGAAAAAUACGAUGUAGCGAAGGAUCGCGAUUUGCAAGUGGAUGACCGCGAACUGAUUCGUAUGGAAAAUCCAAACCCUCUUUUUAAAGCGGGUCAAAGUAACCGUGUUUGGGGCGAAUUAUACAAGGUAUUGGAUUCAUCAGACGUUGUGGUGCAGGUGGUAGAUGCUCGCGACCCCAUGGGUACGCGCUGUCGUCAUGUUGAAGAGUUUCUGCGAAAAGAAAAGCCUCACAAACAUCUUGUAACUGUCAUCAACAAAGUAGACCUUGUGCCGACAUGGGUUACACGCAAAUGGAUCGGCGAACUCUCAAAGGAACUGCCUACAAUCGCAUUUCACGCGUCCAUUCAGCACUCCUUCGGAAAAGGGGCUUUGAUCAAUCUAUUGCGUCAAUUCGCCAAGCUUCAUAAAGAAAGACAACAGGUAACAUCUAUCCCUUUGGAAUAG
This is a messenger RNA of Cooperia oncophora, 1002 nucleotides long. Lineage: Eukaryota; Metazoa; Nematoda; Chromadorea; Rhabditida; Trichostrongylidae. The record is from the annotation of a GenBank genome assembly.